UCCAGCCCUGCCCUUGCCCCGGUGCUCCCGGCUGUGCUGCUGGGCGGUGUAGCCCGGGCCGCGGAGAUAGUGGGCGGGCGGGAAGCCCAGCCCCACUCGCGCCCCUACAUGGCGUCGCUGCAGCUGUUCCCCAGCAACCACUUCUGCGGGGGGACCUUGAUCCACCCGCGCUUCGUGCUGACCGCAGCCCACUGCCUGAACAACGUGACGGGGGUGGGGGGCACGUGGGGGGGUCGGGGUCCCAGCGAGGCGCACAGCCUGCAGACCUCCGAGCCCACCGAGCAGAGGUUUAGCGUCAGCCGCCUGUUUGAGAACAACUACGACCCACAGGAGAAGCUGAAUGACGUCCUCCUCCUGCAGCUGGACCGCCCGGCCACCCUCAACCCCCAGGUUGCAGUGGCCCAGCUCCCCCAGCAGAACCAGCUGCUGCCCCACGGCACCCAGUGCCUGGCCACGGGCUGGGGCCGCCUGGGCACUGAGCCGCUGCCCCAGGUCCUGCAGGAGCUCAGCGUCACCGUGGUCGCUUUCCUGUGCAGGCCACAGAACGUGUGCACCUUUGUGCCCCGACACAGGGCUGGCAUCUGUUUUGGGGACUCAGGUGGCCCCUUGAUCUGCGAUGGUGUCAUCCAGGGCAUGGACUCCUUUGUGAUCCAGGGAUGCGCCACCCGCCAGUACCCUGACUUCUUUGCUCGCGUCUCCCUCUACAUAGACUGGAUCCGCUCAGUGCUGAGCAACGCGGGGGGCGAGGACGGCCCCUGA
This is a messenger RNA of Delphinapterus leucas (beluga whale), 759 nucleotides long. RefSeq names its product proteinase 3 (gene PRTN3). Gene Ontology annotation, biological process: proteolysis. Lineage: Eukaryota; Metazoa; Chordata; Mammalia; Artiodactyla; Monodontidae. The record is from RefSeq and is a predicted model, not a curated record. Gene Ontology annotation, molecular function: serine-type endopeptidase activity.